CUGUUGAUCGUGGUUAAAGCACCUGCGCGCGGAUUCGUGUUCCACCGGAAAAAAGUGAACUGCAUUUUAAAAUUCUGUGGAAAUGCAUUCAAAAUUCCCGCUAAAGUGAACUAAAAAAUCCACAAAUAUACACCCAACAAAAUUUCCUGAAACUAAAUCAAGUUCUGUACGGAAGUUCAAUGCGAAAAUUUCUUCGUCAAUCAUAAAACAAUGCCAAGCAUUUUAGAGCUUAAAAACUAACAAGAAAUACCAUAAAAAAACCCACAAAAAAACUUGUUCAAACUACUUUGGAUACUUGGGAGCUCCACUGCUCAACCACCAUCAUCAUCAUCAUCACUUGCAGAGCCUGAGGCUUUCUUCCCCCAAAGUUCUAACGGAAUGUGAAAAGCCUCCAUUAUGCCCACGGAAAGCUCAUCCAGCGAUGUCGCCGGCGGCGGAGGAGGAGGAGGAGGCGGCGCCAUUCCCAUGCUACGACCCUCACGCAUGGACCAGUUCAUGUCCACGGUGGCUGCUGCAGCGGCAGCAGCUGGCGGUGGCGGCGCGGAUGGGUCCAACAGUGGAGGCGGCGACUCGAGGAGCUCAUCGGCCAGCAGGAUCUCGGCGGCAGCAGCCGCCUACGAAACACAAUUGGCCUACCAGCAGCACCUGGCCGCCGCUGGACUGCAUCCCGGUCCACCGCCCCACCAUCGCGAGAUCUCUGCCUUUGUGCCCGUGCUGCCCACGCGACAGGCACUGGAGGCCAAGGCGCGGGCCGGCAGCAACUCCAACUACGAGAUCAUUGCCAUGAUGGCCGACAAGCGGAAGGAGCUGGCCCUGAGGGAGGCGGCCGCUGCUGCUGCCAUGCUUGGACGUGGCGGCCCGCCGGGCGGUCCACCGCCACCCGGUGUCCUGUACGCACCCCCACCACCACCGCCAUAUUUAACAGGGCCGGGCCCCUCGCCCACGGGUCCGGGCAGCUUUCCAUUCCCCCCCGGAGCCGCCGCAGCAGGACUCUUUCCGCCCGGUCUCGGACCGGGCAUGCAUGCCGGACUGGAUCGUCGUCUGUUGCGUGCACCCGGACGCGCCUCGAGGCCCAAGAAGCAGUUCAUCUGCAAGUUCUGCAAUCGACAGUUCACCAAGUCGUACAAUCUGCUGAUCCACGAACGGACGCACACCGACGAGCGACCCUACUCCUGUGAUAUUUGCGGCAAGGCGUUCCGGCGACAGGAUCACUUGAGGGAUCACAGGUACAUCCACUCCAAGGAGAAGCCAUUCAAGUGCACCGAAUGCGGCAAGGGCUUCUGCCAGUCGCGCACUCUGGCGGUGCACAAGAUCCUGCACAUGGAGGAGUCGCCCCACAAGUGUCCCGUGUGCAGCAGGAGCUUCAAUCAGCGCUCCAAUCUGAAGACCCAUCUGCUGACCCACACGGAUCACAAGCCCUACGAGUGCUCCUCCUGUGGCAAGGUCUUUCGCCGCAACUGCGAUCUGAGGCGACACGCCCUGACCCAUGCCGUGGGCGAAGUUAGCUCCGGCGACUACGUGGACGUCGGCGAGGAGGAUGAGGCCCGUCACCUGAGUGGGGACGAAGAGGACUCCCUGCUGGAGGUGGACUCCCCGCGGCAGAGUCCUGUCCACAACCUGAGCGAAUCAGCAGCAAACGGCGAAAAGGAUGAGGCGGAGCGCAUGCGCCUGAAGCGGAAGGCUCCCAUCGAUCAGGAGGAGAGCGAAGAGGAGUUCGAUGACUACGAUGAGGAGGAGGAGCUGCAAGAGGCAGCUGGCAGCUUUCCAAGGGAAGAACUCCGGGAGGAGGACGACGACUUUGAGGCCGAGGAUGAGGUGCAGCAAGAGGUAGCUCCUGCGGCACCACGACAAUCAUCAGCAGCUCCGGCUGCUGCCACUGCUGCGACUGGAAAGCCGGAGCGCCAGGGCGUCACCCACUGCCACCAUGAGGGCGGAGAAACCUACACCAUGCGACCGCAUGGCGAAAGACAGCAGGAAGAGCCAUUGUCCAUGCCUCCCAAUCCCAAUGGGCCACCGCCACCUGGUUUUGUGGCCACUCUGAGGUAUGCAGCGCCAGGAGGCGCACCACCAGUGGGAGGGCCACCUGUUGUCCCGCCCCCACCGCACCACCAGCCACAUCCCCAUCUCCUGCCACCCAACGGAGAUCCCUAUCUGCCGAUACUCCAUGUGCGUCGGGAUCUGCACCACAAGAGCCUCAACCUGAGCAAGGGCGCACCAGCACCCCCACCCACACCGCCCACGAUCGUAACCCAACCACCGGAGACGAGUAAGCCACCCAAUCAGCCGCUGCACUCGCCCCACGAGGCAAUGCCCAGCUUUUUGGGCUCCAUUCCGAUGCGCAAGAGGAUCCUGCCGCCGCCGACGAUCGAUCUGAUGGACCAUCAUCACCAUCAUCAGCAUCACCAUCAUCAGCGGGCGUAUCUGGAGAAUCAGAGCAUCUAUGCCCUGAACAUGUCGCGGCAUCCGCCACGCCAGCUGCUGGGCAAGCCACCGAGCACGGAGACGAGCGGCGCAGCCACAGAGAAGGGUCCACCUGCAGCGCAGGCGCCACCGCCAGUUGCACCGCCCCCGGCUCCCAGACGCACGGGCUUCAGCAUUGAGGAUAUCAUGCGACGCUGAUAUCGCCGAAGAAGGAUUUAGUACACUAUGACAAGAUUGUUCCCAUGGAUUCCAGGGGAGUCCUACACCCCUGAACGCUAUUUUAGAGACAAGUGCACUUUUUAGUACAUUUUAGUACAAUAAACCCCACUAGACUAAGAGCUAAACGUAGUGCUUAACUAACUGUUGUUGCAUUUUAUAGACAAGUAGGAUCCCAGCAUAAAUAUCUAUAUAUAUACAUAUAUACGUCGAUUAAGCUACGAUUUAGUGCGAGAGUCUAUCGAUUAGUAAUCGAUUUCGGCCAACACUAAGUGUUUGCUGUAUUUGUAUUUCCUUUCCAAGCGAGUGAAUUCCAACCCUUAAUUUAUGUUUCUUUUUAGUGUCUAAGAUUAAUCUUAAUGAGUGAAGAUAAAAUGAAGAUGUGAACGAAAUCGUUAGGCGAUUUUGCUGUAGGGAAAAAAAUGGUUGAAAGUAAAAGUUGGCUAAGUGAAAAAUCAAAAACAAACAAAAAACUAAACAAAAUUCCAGUUGAGUAUUUUUGUCUAGAUUUAGUUUAGAAUUUAAGCUUCGAUCGUAAGGAUUUUUUGUAGUAGCCUUAGCGUAUCCAUAGCAUUCCAUUCCAUGGUCUUCCUUGAAUUUUAAAUGAUUUUAUUCAAACUAUUUCAAAUAAAGUUUGCCUAUUAUA
Messenger RNA from Drosophila obscura, 3283 nucleotides. RefSeq names its product protein bowel (gene bowl). Gene Ontology annotation, cellular component: nucleus. NCBI's taxonomy places the organism in Eukaryota, Metazoa, Arthropoda, Insecta, Diptera, Drosophilidae. Gene Ontology annotation, biological process: regulation of transcription by RNA polymerase II; embryonic hindgut morphogenesis; embryonic pattern specification. The coding region runs from base 397 to 2619 and encodes 740 amino acids. The transcript is spliced from 4 exons. Gene Ontology annotation, molecular function: DNA-binding transcription factor activity, RNA polymerase II-specific; RNA polymerase II transcription regulatory region sequence-specific DNA binding. The record is from RefSeq and is a predicted model, not a curated record.